Nothobranchius furzeri (turquoise killifish) is the source of this 7476-nucleotide messenger RNA. The record is from RefSeq and is a predicted model, not a curated record. NCBI's taxonomy places the organism in Eukaryota, Metazoa, Chordata, Actinopteri, Cyprinodontiformes, Nothobranchiidae.
CAAAGGGAGGCUGCUCCGCCGUGCGCCUGAGGGAAGGAGGGUGAAUAGUUCACGGGCUGGCUGGGGGAGGGGCUGGCAAUGCCUCGGAAUGCUUGUCUUCCUGAAACUUCAGUUCUUCUUCGUGGGAAGUACUCCAAACUUGAUGUUAAAGGGGUGGAGUGUUAACGCCUGAUGCUCUAAGGGGCGGGGCCUGAGAGGCCGUAACAUCAUCCCACUCGUAAGUAUGUAUGAUGUCAUUCAGGUCCCUUAUGAAGAAUGUAUUUGUAGUGUGACUCAGCACAGCGUUCUGCUGGAAGUCAAACAUCCACAUCUUUGUUUCCUCACAGAGAGAACGAGCUGUAAAUGGAUGCGAGCAACACGACUAGAACAAGCUCUGUUUCACCGGCCGCCAUCGGCUCCUGCUGUGGUCUCAGUCGCCCCGUUUCCACCGCUCUCCCUCCUUACGUGGAACUUUCUGCUCUGGCUUUUUGUCACGCUGAACCCAGAAAUAAGCUGCGAACAGCAAGGCAAAAAAUUCAGAAGCAACUAGAGACUCCGCCCCCCCGGCCAAUCAGUGACCGACAAUCCCUGACGAUGCGUUUUUGGCUCCGCUCGGUACACUUGGAAGCCCACUGAAGCAGGUACUAAGCAGGUAGUGGCGACCACAGACCUGUUACAGUCUGAUGGAAACGGUCUGAAGCCGCGCUGAGCCGAGUGGAGCUGUGCUGAGUAGGUUCUGGUGGAAAAGGCCCGUAUGUUCCCUGCUCCCUGUGCACCACCACACCUCUCUAUAAGGAGGUUGUUCAGUUCCUCCGUGUCCAAGCCCGGUCUGUCUGAAUAGGAGGGUGAGUCCAAAGGGCCAAACCUAAAGCAGAACCAGCAGCUUCUAUGGUUUGUUGGACAUUCUGUUCCUUCCUUCUUUAAACGUUCUUUAGCUCAGUCAGCACUUUACGCCGAGACAAAACUGGGUGAGCAAAACGUUUCGACUGUCACAGAAAUGUGAGUGGGUAACCUGGGUAGCUUCUUACAGGGAUAUCUUGGACAAGAACCUUCUCCAGAGGGCUCAGGACCUCAGACUGGGCCGAAGGUCUACCUUCCAACAGGACAAUGACCCGAAGCACACAGCUAAAAUAACAAAGGAGUGGAUUAAAAGCUACUCUGACUGUCCUUGAAUGGCCCAGCCAGAGCCCUGACUUCAGCCCAACGGAGCAUCUCUGGAGAGACCUAAACAUGGACGUCCACCAACGUCCACCAUCCAACCUGACAGACCUGGAGAGGAUCCCAAACCCCGGUGUAAGAAGCCUGCUGCAUCUUUACCAAGAAGACUCGUGGCUGUUCACUCAAAAGGUGCUUCUACUAAACACUGAGCAAAGGGUCUGAACCCUUAGGACCGUGUGAUACUUCAGCUGAUGAGAUCUGCCGCCGUUGGAGCGUCAGUAGGCUCGGACUCCUGGUGACUCCAGCAGCUCAGAGGAAGCGGAAACCUGCAGCAGCAGGCGGAGCGCCGGGUGACUCAUUGGUGAUGGGGUCAGGGAGUUCCACAGGGUUGAUGUUUUCACUCAGCUUUGCCUCUGCGUGGCAGUCGGAGCUGGAAUUUUAACUGCUGUUUUUACAUGAAUGUUCAGACAGAACCCACCGUCUCCAUGCAGCCUUCCAGGCGUUGGACCGUUUUUGGAAAAGCAACCACAAGUUUAGAAGCAACCAACAUUGUGAAAAUGCUUUUCUGAGUUCAUAGAGGUUAAAUACAACAACCCAGUGCUGCACAGGUGCAGGGACACACCUUCCACUCAGCAUUGGCUGCCAGAGAAGAGGAGGCUGCAGGGUCAAUCCCCGCCUCCGGCUUAGCUCGUUCUCCCUUCGACAGACUCAGCUUCCACACCUCGGACCAAAAGGUAAAAGCCUGAACCUCCACACUCGACAGCCUGUCACCGUGUGUUUGUCAUGUGGACACCAGCAAAUGUGCAAGCAUGAAAGUGGGCGGCGAGCUGGAGAGUUUGGACGGGUGGAAAGGGAAUGCCUUACCACAUAAACACAAGCAGAGCAGCCUUCCACAAGGAAACCAGUCCGACUAAUCAGAGGGACAGAGGGCUUGUUUACUGGCUGCUGAGGUUUGGGCUCAAAAUAUAACAGCUGAUGAUUAUCUCGCUAAGGCCAGCGCCUGCGAUCAGGCUGCAUCUGCCAGUGGCGGUUCUACAUGGAAUUACUCCCCGGGCGAGGCCCCCUUUGAGUGCCCCCCCCCCCCACCCCCCACCUGCACGCACACACGCAUGUUUUCUACAAACAGGCAUGUUUUAUUAGAACGACUAUUGAACAUUCAUUUUUCUAAGUUGCACAUAUUUACAUUAAUUACUAUGAAGUUGUCAGAAUGUAAAGCAGUAUACAUUAUAUACUGUAUCAAAAUAUAUAGAAUCAAAUAUACAAAAACAAACAAUAACUAAAUAUUAAGAAUAUAUGAACAUAAUAUAUAAUAAAUAUUCACACAUAACAAACUAAAGAUAAUCACUACAGCAUUGCACUUAGAACAGAAAACACAAACUAAAAUUAAAACCUAACCUUGAUGCAACAUCAUCAAUAAUGUCAUCACAUGAAAUCUGCUCCCCUACUGAGUGAUUGAUACUAAUCAGAGCCAGGUGAGUGAGCCGCCCCUGAAACAUAGGUGACCUCAGGUAUGACUCGAUCAAGUUUUGAAAAGCUCCUCUCAGCUUGAGCCACAGGGACUGGCAGAGCAGUCCAAAAGUUGGGGUAGAUCUCCAACAGAUCUUUAUCACGAUCCAUAAUAUUUUAGAAUUGCCUCUGAAAUUGUAAUUUAAACUGACAUAAAAAAAACUGUAGACUACCAAAAAUGCCAACUUUUACAGAACAAAUCAUGUAAAAAUAAUCAGUGCAGCCGUCUGCUAAAUAAACCCUAAAUAAACAGGAUAGCUAGUGGUGACUGGGGAGUUUUCUUCUGGUUGUAAAGUUGUUUUAUUUAUUAUUAUGUGAACAUGAUCAACAUGUGUUUGUUGUUGUUCAGGCAGGCCACAGGCUGCAGCGAGCAUUCAACAAAUCCUAGUUUGAAUCAGUAAAAAAUGAUUAAUGAAUUUUUUCGAACCAUUUGAAUAUUUGUUUCAUUAUUUCAGCCCUAUUAGCUCUGUUAGCAACUAGUUGACCGAAUUUAACAGUUAAAAUCCCAGUUAACUGGUUCAAAACAUUGAACAUGCAUCAUGAGAGCGUACAUACCUUUAUCUUUCUCCUCUUUUUUUCUUUUUUUUUUCCCUGAAUGGGGCACCUGGUGCUUUUAGCCUUUUUAUGUUCAUCUCUUCUGUUUGGCUCCUGACUCAGUAAGUUUCCUUUAGUCAGGACUAAACUAUUUGACCUUGAUGGGGGGGUGACCACAAAAUCGUUUUGUUUUUCCUUUUUUUAUUCGGUCAUUUCACACAAUUCAGAAAAACCUGAAAGAACGAUAGGCCUGUGUUUAUGAUGUUAUGAAUGAAAUGUGCGUUAAAUGGAAGAACAUCAAGAUGUGAUUGACUUUAGCCAUGUUACAGUUGAUUCAGCCCCUACCCGCUCAUUUCAUUUGGGAAGACCCAGAGGUGAAUUCCCCCGCCGCACCCCUCCCCUUCCUCUUCUUCAUACACACACGGUGCACCUGAACCCUCUCAGUCAGCAGGAGCGCCUGCAGCUGCAGGGGGCGCCAACUUGCUGUUUCCAAUCCAGACGCUGUCAUUUGACAGAUGAUAGAAAACCUCGGUGCGGCGCAGAUUUCUUUCUUUUUUAUUUUUUACUCAGCGCUUGUGCGCCCCUUUUGUGUCAUGAAAAUAUGCCACCCCGGGCAACUGCCCCUGUCUGCCCGUGCCUAAAACCGCUCCUGGCAUCUGCACAAAGCACUACAAAAUAACACCAUAAACAAUCUGUGAAUGAAUGUUUCAUCCAGACAAAAAGCUCGGUUCUCACACGGGUCGGUGUUGUUAUUGAUGUGCUUCAUGUGGACAGCAGGAACUAAACCAGCUGUAAUAGACUUUGGUUUUAUCCACAUUCCCUUUUAAACUAAACAUUUACAACUAUUUUAACAGUAGAGCAUUAUAGAAGCUAAGUAAAUAGUGUAGAAUCCACAUAUCUAGUGCACCAGCUGACUGAGGAAACUGUUAGGGGUGGUGACCUUUGCUAGCAGCAGGCAGGUGCAACACAGAGGAAUGGCCACAUGGGAAACAGGUGAGAAAGCCCCACCCUGAAACCUAAAUGAGAAGUACUGAAAAAGUACUAAAAGCCAAACUGGAAGUGCUUGUAGUAAAUUCUGACCCGUGACUCGUCUCAGUCCAGUAAACACAGGCUUACAGUCUGCCAGCCCUGCAGGCUGUUUACAUGAAGCAGACUUGGAUCUUGCUAAGCUGCUUGUCCUGCAGCCUGAACAGGUGAAAUCCUUUAAGUCAGCCCAAUCACUGGCUGACAGUCGGCUGUCCGUCAGCGAUUUGGCUUCAGCUACAGACUGGUGGAAGUAAACAAACCCCAGUGAAAGGGGUAUGAGCGGUGACUCAUCCGUUCUGGGCUGCUGGUGCUGCUCGCUGUACUCUGCAUGCCUCAGUCUGCUCAACAUCCGGUCCCCCGAAGGCCUCGUCACCACAGGCAUACUUCAGCAAUUACCUUCUCACCCACAUGCUGUCACUCACCCAGGCUGUAAUAACAGUCUGUCACCCUGUCCCACUCCAAUCACACACACACACACACACACAUUCACUCACACACACACACACACACACACACACACACACACACACACACACACACACACACACACACACACACACUCACACACACACACACACACACACACACACACACUCACACACACACACACACGCGCGCAUGCACACGGAGACCGUGCCACACGGUCCCCUUCACCACAAGGGUUCGUAGAUUCUGCACAGCUGGCGUGGGCUUCAUUAAACCAUUCAGUCAGACUUACUUUACAACCCAGAAAUCACAAUUAAUCAGGUUUUGCUGAAUAAGAUCUAAGCUUACAGUCCAUUCUUUCAUUCAUUGGCUCAGUUAUCAUGUUUCAACCAUCAUUCAUCAUAAUUUGUUCAUGCUAACUCCAGGGGCGGAUUUUGGACUGAAGAAGAUCCGGGGCUUAACACACGCGCGCGCACACUCACACACUUGACACGCACCAGUCAACAACAUCAUAUAUAUUUGUCUUGUACCACAUAAUUUUUAAUCUGAAGCUACAUAUGAAGCAUUUUCAGGGCAGAGUAUUGUUCCUGUUAGUGUUUAGUGUGAGAUGAUAGUAAAUAUUCCCUUUCUUUCUCCAACAACUUUACCUGAUAGUAAGCUAACUUUAGACAAACCAGCAGCACAACAAAUAUUUUCUAAUAAGACUCAUAAACCUGAGUCAGCACCAGUCUCAUCAAAGCUGGGGUUCUGUCGCCGUAAUUUUGGUCUAAAAAACGUCCUUAUGUCCAUCUUCACUCAUGCGUUUCAGGCAGAGUGUAGAAGAAGCCGGCUGCUGAAGGGCUUCUUCUUCAGUGGUGGAGGCUCAGGCAGGCUGUAUACAAACUGCUGCCAGCUGCUCCCUCUCUGUAGGACUUUGGUACUGCAUGUUACUUCCACGUGUUAGAUACGGGGCUUUUCAUUAAAGAUUUGGGGCUUCAGCCCAAGUAGCCGGGCCUAACGCCGUCCCUGGCUAACUCCACUCAUGCAUGAGGAGAACACGCUAACUCCACACAUGCAUGAGGAGAACAUGCUAACUCCACACAUGCAUGAGGAGAACAUGCUAACUCCACACAUGCAUGAGGAGAACAUGCUAACUCCACACAUGCAUGAGGAGAACACGCUAACUCCAGACAUGCAUGAGGAGAAUACGCUAACUCCACACAUGCAUGGAGAGAACACGCUAACUCCAAACAUGCAUGAGGAGAACAUGCUAACUCCACACAUGCAUGAGGAGAACAUGCUAACUCCACACAUGCAUGAGGAGAACACGCUAACUCCAGAUAUGCAUGAGGAGAAUACGCUAACUCCACACAUGCAUGGAGAGAACACGGUAACUCCACACAUGCAUGAGGAGAACAUGCUAACUCCACACAUGCAUGAGGAGAACAUGCUAACUCCACACAUGCAUGAGGAGAACACGCUAACUCCAGACAUGCAUGAGGAGUAUACGCUAACUCCACACAUGCAUGGAGAGAACACGCUAACUCCAAACAUGCAUGAGGAGAACAUGCUAACUCCACACAUGCAUGAGGAGAACAUGCUAACUCCACACAUGCAUGAGGAGAACUUGCUAACUCCAGAUAUGCAUGAGGAGAAUACGCUAACUCCACACAUGCAUGGAGAGAACACGCUAACUCCAUACAUGCAUGAGGAGAACAUGCUAACUCCACACAUGUAUGGAGAGAACACGCUAACUCCACACAUGCAUGGAGAGAACACACUAACUCCAUACAUGCUGUUGUUGUUGUUUAUGUUGUUUAUGUGCUUAGCCGACGCUUUUACCCAAAGCGACUUAAAAUUUUUUUUAACCUAUAGGGCGUGUUGUGAUCUGUGGGGGAAACCGGAGUACCCGGAGGAAACCCACGCAUGCAUGGGGAGAACACGCAACUCCACGCAGAAAGGCGAGUUUUGAACCUGCGACCUUCGUGCUGUGAGGCAACAGUGCUAACCACUGCGUCACCAUGGAGCCACAUGCAUGAGGAGAACAUGCUAACUCCACACAUGCAUGGAGAGAACACACUAACUCCAUACAUGCAUGAGGAGAACAUGCUAACUCCACACAUGCAUGGAGAGAACACACUAACUCCAUACAUGCAUGAGGAGAACAUGCUAACUCCACACAUGCAUGAGGAGAACACGCUAACUCCACACAUACAUGAGGAGAACACGCUAACUCCACACAUGCAUGUGGAGAACACGCUAACUUCACACAUGCAUGAGGAGAACACGCUAACUUCACACAUGCAUGGAGAGAACACGGUAACUCCACACAUGCAUGAGGAGAACACGCUAACUCCACACAUGCAUGGAGAGAACACGGUAACUCCAUACAUGCAUGAGGAGAACACGCUAACUCCACACAUGCAUGGAGAGAACACGGUAACUCCACACAUGCAUGAGGAGAACACGCUAACUCCACACAUGCAUGAGGAGAACACGCUAACUUCACACAUGCAUGAGGAGAACACGCUAACUCCACACAUGCAUGAGGAGAACACGCUAACUCCACACAUGCAUGAGGAGAACACGCUAACUCCACACAUGCAUGGAGAGAACACGGUAACUCCACACAUGCAUGAGGAGAACACGCUAACUUCACACAUGCAUGAGGAGAACACGCUAACUCCACACAUGCAUGAGGAGAACACGCUAACUCCACACAUGCAUGAGGAGAACACGCUAACUCCACACAUGCAUGGAGAGAACACGGUAACUCCACACAUGCAUGAGGAGAACAUGCUAACUCCACACAUGCAUGGAGAAAACACGGUAACUCCACACAUGCAGAGAACACGGUAACUCCACACA